ACAAGUGGAUUGUGGAUGCAAGGCAUAAGCCUAUAAUCAAGAUGCUAGAGGACAUCAAAAUCAAGACCACGGACCUAUUAAGAGAACAUGAAGAAGAAGUUAGGAGUUGGAGACAUGAUUUCAGUCCAAAAUGCAUGGACUUGUACAAUGAGUACCUACAGAUUGCUCAAACAGCCUGUGAAGUAAAUGUAAAUGGUCAAAAUGGCUAUGAAGUUACAAAAGGAUCUGAUAAGCAUUAUGUCAAUUUGGCUAUGAAGAAGUGCACUUAUAGGUCAUAGAACCUUACAGGAAUCCCAUGUCCACAUGCUCUUAGAGCUAUACUUCAUGACUCUGGUGAUCCAAUGACAGAAACCAACUAGUGGUAUAUCAAGGAGACAUUUCUACUGACUUAUAGGCACAAUAUCAAGCCUGUCAGGGGAAAAAAGUUUUGGAAGAUUGAACAAUCUCAAGCAAUUAAGCCUCCAGAGCUUGUAAAAUUGGCUGAAAGACCUAAGGUUAAGAGAGAUAGGCAGAAGGAUGAGGCAAUUAAAAGACAAGGAGUGUGGUCACAGUCUUGAAAAGAAAGAAUCAUGACUUGUAGCAAAUGUGGAGAAAUAACUCAUAAUGCAAGGACUUGUGGUCAGGGAAAGAAGCAAAGUAAGAGUGGAAGAAUUGAGCAGGUUGCCACUAGUUCAGCACCUACUGCAACAACUGAGCAAACUGCCACCAGUUCAACACCUGCUACAAAAAAUUCAAAAGGAAAGCAGCAGAGGAAGAGGCCAAGUUGUUUGAUAGAUCAUGAAACUGAACCAAAUCAGGACAGUUCAGCACCUAAAGUUGAAAAUGAUAUCAAUUGUUCAGUGCUUCAAGCCACUCAACCAAGUCAGGACAAUGGGAUUAAGUUCAUGCCUACACCUGGAAGAAUGCUUAGGUCAAGAGUUAGACAUGAAGAAGAUGUUGUGCUUAGGCCAAGAGUUACAUUAGAAGUAACUACAAGGCUCAGGAUGAGACAACAUGCACAAAUAAAAGCUAGAAUAAGGUCAAUCAACUUCACUGGUGAUCACAAUGGUGUUAGUGUGCCAAUAGAUCUACCAUAUUCAGCCCCAACAUUACAGUGGAAGGGGAAGACUACUGUAAAUGCAAAUUAG
Messenger RNA from Nicotiana tabacum (common tobacco), 1127 nucleotides. The record is from RefSeq and is a predicted model, not a curated record. NCBI's taxonomy places the organism in Eukaryota, Viridiplantae, Streptophyta, Magnoliopsida, Solanales, Solanaceae.